UCUCGCGGUUUGAAAAUUUCAAGCCACGCUCGGCUCGCGAUGUUUUAUCUCCAAUCAACUCAUACCUCCUCCGCCCUCUCCGGUACUCUUUCCGGCGUUUGUCCGCCCUCACUCCGUCGAUCAAUUGAGCUCGAGAGCUACGUUUAUGCUGUGCCAUGCACCAACCACCAUGGCCCAAGGGUACCAUUGUUCCAUAGUGCAUUGUUCACCAUAAGUAACAAUAUCCGCACCACCUCUACUCGGCCAAAGCGGAAGUCCAAUGGAGGAGGGUCCACAAUAGAGGUAGACGAGCUUGUGCGGGUGCUAUUGCGAAAGGUUGGUGAUGAGAAGUUCCCUUUGGUGACCACACUCAACAAGUAUGUAAGGACUGUGAGAACAGAGCAUUGCUUCCUUCUCUUCGAGGAGCUGGGGAGGCAAGACAAGUGGCUGCAGUGUCUUGAGGUGUUCAGAUGGAUGCAAAAGCAAAGAUGGUACAUUGCAGACAAUGGCAUCUACUCAAAACUAAUAUCAGUUAUGGGCAAGAAAGGCCAAACAAGAAUGGCUAUGUGGCUUUUCUCCGAAAUGCGAAACAGUGGAUGCAAACCAGACACUUCAGUCUACAAUUCAUUGAUUACUGCUCAUCUCCAUUCUCGUGACAAAUCAAAAGCUUUAAGCAAAGCCUAUGGCUAUUUUGAGAAGAUGAAAGGCUUGAAUGAGAGAUGCCAACCAAACAUAGUAACAUACAACAUCCUUCUAAGAGCUUUUGCUCAAGCUGGAGAUCUGAAGCAAGUAGAUACUAUCUUUAAAGAUCUUGAUUCAAGCUUCAUAUCACCCGACAUAUAUACUUACAAUGGCAUCAUGGACGCGUACGGCAAGAACGGAAUGCUACGAGAAAUGGAAACGAUUCUUCUUCGAAUGAAGAGCAAUCAAUGCAAACCCGACACAAUAACAUACAAUCUUCUCAUUGAUUCAUAUGGAAGGAAACAAGCAUUUGCGAAGAUGGAGCAAGUAUUUAAGAGUUUGUUGCGCUCGAAGGCGAAACCGACUCUCCCGACUUUCAAUUCUAUGAUAUCGAAUUACGGGAAAGCGAGGCUCAAGGACAAGGCUGAAUCUGUUUUCAGAAAGAUGAAUGAUUUAGGCUUCAAACCAAGUUAUGUCACUUAUGAAUGUUUGAUAACAACAUAUGGUUACUGUGAUUGUGUUUCCAGUGCUAGAGAAAUAUUUGAUGAUGUUAUGGGAAAUCAGAAGCAUUUGCAGGUUUCUACUCUGAAUGCAAUGCUUGAUGUGUAUUGCAUGAAUGGUUUGCCUUUUGAAGCAGAUAAGCUUUUAGAAGUUGCUGAUAGGAAAGGCUUUGUUCCUAAUGUUUCAACUUAUAAGCUGCUUUACAAGGCAUACACUAAAGCUAACAUAGAGGAACUGGUUCAUAAACUGCUCAAGAGAAUGGAUCAAAAGGGUAUUGUUCCUAACAAGAAGUUUUUUUUGGGGGCUGUGGAAGCUUUGGGUUCAGUUCAGAUGAGUUCUUAGGGUUUGCAUUGUAUAUUCAGAAAACUUUUUUUUUUUUUGGCCAUUAGAUUUUGAGAAUUUGGCUCUUUUUAAUCUUCAUUGUUGUAAUUUUAUACAUAAGUUAGCCUAUUUUUAGUAGGUUUUUAUUUGUUUUUCUCAA
Messenger RNA from Dendrobium catenatum, 1642 nucleotides. RefSeq names its product pentatricopeptide repeat-containing protein PPR5 homolog, chloroplastic. The record is from RefSeq and is a predicted model, not a curated record. Gene Ontology annotation, molecular function: protein binding; mRNA binding. The transcript has 3 exons. Bases 40 to 1503 code for a protein of 487 amino acids. NCBI's taxonomy places the organism in Eukaryota, Viridiplantae, Streptophyta, Magnoliopsida, Asparagales, Orchidaceae.